UUAUAAUCUCAUCUUAAUUAGCAACAUGACCAUUGAGAUCCAUAAAAGAGUACAACACUUUCUUUUAUCAGCUUGUUUGGGAAGUCGAAUGGAAGCAUUAGGCAUCUUGGUGCUGGAGAGGCAGGCUUUGCUGUCCAAGCGAGGAGAGGAGCCACACCCAGCGCGUAAGAAGAUGCGCAGAGAUGCAGAUGCCCUGUCUCAGGAUGAUGCCCUUUGGCUUAGCAUUGCUGAAAUGUACAAGAGUCUGAACAUGUGGGAUGUGGUAAGAGGAGUCGUGCAAGGAAAACUAGGAGCCAUAAAGGAGGAAACACAGAAGGCACUUGAGGCAGAAGCAACAAAUAGCCAUGUGAAGGCAUUCCUUCUCUAUCGCCAAUCCCUAGACACUACUGACUGGGAAGAGGAACCUUUGCCGGCAGAAAAUCGCCUUUGGGAGGAAUGGUAUUCCAAUUGUGCAGCCAUCCUUGGGCAGUGGUCGGAAUUGGAGAACUUUGUAGAAAAGCGGUUCUUGCAAGAUGAUGCCGGUGAAGUUGAUCUGAACCGGGUGUGGCUCCUUCCCAAGCCAACUGCAGCCGCCCUCCCAGCCUUGGUCCACUCUAAACUCAUGAACAUUUUGGAUGGAUCAGAGUCUGAUGGAAACCUCAUUGCUUUCAUAGAUCAGUCAAUGGGAGAUCAUCGACAUAGAUCCAUGCUGGAGGGAGAUUUGCCGCUUCAAUUAGGUGUCUUAGCUGCUCACCAAGAGAAAUUUGAACAGGCAAAUGUUUAUGCAAACACUGCCACAUCAAUGACCCUUUUAACAUUAUCUCAGUACUCGGUUCUUACUCCCAAUCCUUUAUUGGACACUUUGCAAAAUGUUCAGCUGCUAACAGAGCUGCGUGACUGCUUGAACAAUGUUAAAUAUGCUGACCGAGAUUUUUACUCUUCAAAAGUCAAGCAAACAGUCACCAACUGGAAGAAACAGAAAUGCCGCAUUGAUGAUAACCCGCUCAUGACCCAGUGCCUGGCUUCAUAUCGGGACUUGUACUUACACAUAAUGGAGAAGAAAUUACCAGAAGACUCUUGGAGGUUUUGAACCU
Molecule: messenger RNA, 1073 nt
Organism: Penaeus indicus
Lineage: Eukaryota; Metazoa; Arthropoda; Malacostraca; Decapoda; Penaeidae
Product: DNA-dependent protein kinase catalytic subunit-like
Exons: 3
Coding region: 26-1069 (347 amino acids)
Source: RefSeq, a predicted model, not a curated record